Messenger RNA from Durusdinium trenchii, 1752 nucleotides. NCBI's taxonomy places the organism in Eukaryota, Dinophyceae, Suessiales, Symbiodiniaceae. The record is from the annotation of a GenBank genome assembly.
AUGGUUUGGGCAAUUUCAAGAGUUGGACCUGCCAGAAAGACCAUGACAACCUUCUUUAUUCUAUGCUUGGGAGUGCCAUUGUAUCCUGUGUUGGCAGCCCUCCUUUUGGCAUUGCUUUGGUUGGGGAUAGGGUGUUCUAUGCUCAUCGUGUCAAGCUUUGGCCCUGCAGCGCUACUCUGUUGGCUUAUGGUGCGCUUAUGGGAGUUUCAGCAGGAAUUUCUCGAGGUCGAAGAAGAAAGGAAGAGCGAAAUGCAAAGACGCAAUGAGGUGGUCGAAGAUAUUAGUUGCUGGGAACUUCUUUGUGGAUUGUUCAUAGGCAUCAUCAGUUGCUGCAGCUUCGGCAUGUUGGCACUUCUGCUGACCAUUUUGAAGUCGCCCUUUGUGAUCAUGUCAUUUGUGCUGCGGUUUAUGUACGAGUCUCUUUGCCGUUGGCUGGUGCUGGUUCAUUGUCCCCAUCGACCGUUCUGCUCAAUGUGUGCUCCACAUCGCAUGGUUCAGAUAGGGGGCGAGGACAAGACCAUCCAAGACUUGCGCUCGGAGGGAGUCUCUGCCAAGGACUUGAAAGGCCUCGGAGACUGGAAAUCGACUGGCGGUGGCAUGACUACGGUGGAUGCAGCUGGUGGGGAUGGUUCCCCCCUCAUUUUCUUAACAUGGCUGAGUUCUCUUGCGUGCCUGAUCGUCAUGCUAUUGCUGGCUAUAGCUGUAGUGUCUUUGGCGAAGCUGAUUGUGGCCGUGAUCUGGCCAGCCUACAUCUCUGCUGGGUGGUUACGCAUUGUGGCGCAUGCAAGGAGGCGACCCAGUGCAAGGACCUGUUGUGAGCCAUUGGUGCAAGGCUUGAAAGCAGGUUACCAAGUCGUUUGGGCCAGUUCUCUCCUCACAAACAUUUGCAUCUCGAACCGGACUCUACAGGCAAAAUGGGAGCUGGUUGAGCAAACGGUUGGUGAGGGUCUUGAAUUUGCCAAGGGUGACCGUGCAGAAUUGUCACCCGAAAUUCGAAGCCUUUCACUGUUUCCGCCAGUUUUGGUGGGACUUUUUCACAACUCCUGGGACUUGUCUUUGCGCACCUUGGCGCAUCGCUUGGGAGUUUCACCAAACAUGGUCCAAGAAGCUUGGCGGGGUUUGGCACGUCAGAUGAUGUGGUUUUGUCAAGCAGCGGUGGAGGAAGGCCUUAUUACGGACGAGUGGGUCCAGGAGGUUCCGGUGGGGCUUUGUAUCGGUCUGCCGGCACGUGCUUUUCUACAGGCGUUGGUGCUUAUGGGGGGGCUCAGGGUCAGUGCAGACAGGGCCGCUGAACUUGGAGGCUUUGCAGAAAAAGUUUGGACACUUUUCUGCAAAGCACAGGAUGCAAGGAAUCAAGUCGAAAUCACUCCAGCAGUGCAUCGAUUGCUUUGCGCAAGGCUGCUGGCCGGGGGAGAGGAACCAGGUACUCUUCCUCCGGCCUUGGCUGAUGCUGUUGAACAAUAUGAGAAUCUGUCGGAAGCAACCCAUGCUGCUUGCCAACGGGUGCUACAGCCUCUACUGGAAUUUGGACUUGCGUGUGGCGAGCAACGCCAAUUCAAAGAGAACCUGAAACUUAUUAUCGAGUCUUUGCCACACCUGGAUUCCGAAUCAAUUCUUCAGUAUCUCUAUCAAGAUCCGCGAUUGAAUCUGGAGGACGGAAGAUCUGAGGGUCAGUAUGUAUUUGCAGCUCCGCUGCUUGAUCUUGAGGCUCAGUAUGUCUUUGCAGCCCCCCGUGCAGAUCUCGAUGUAUGA